GCGGAUGCGGCGCUCAGUUCGCGGCAGAAGUCUCAGAUUUUCCUGCGCGGCUUCAUUUCCUCCCGCCACCGUUAGCAGGAGAGUCUCAUCCCAGCCGCAGUGAAACGCACCAUGGCAGAGCAGGAGCCUACAGAAGAGCAGCUGGCAGCGAUUGCAGCCGCCAACGAAGAGGCCGACAGCGCGGCCAACUACAAACCUCCCGCCCAGAAGAGCUUACAGGAGAUCCAGGAGCUGGACAAAGAUGACGAGAGCCUGCGCAAGUACAAGGAGGCACUGCUGGGUAAAACCGCUGUGGUUGCAGAUCCCAAUACCCCCAACAUCCAGGUGACGCGAAUGACUCUGGUUUGUGAAACGGCACCAAACCCUCUGGUCCUCGAUCUACAGGGAAACUUGGACAACUUCCGGAAGAACCCGUUUGUACUGAAGGAGGGAGUCGAAUACAGAAUAAAGAUCAACUUCAAGGUCAACAAGGAGAUCGUGUCAGGCCUGAAGUACACUCAGCAGUCAUACAGGAAAGCAAUUAAAGUUGACAAGUCAGAUUACAUGGUCGGCAGCUACGGGCCCAGACCAGAUGAGGAAUACGAGUUCCUCACCACCAUGGAAGAGUCGCCCAAGGGGAUGCUGGCCCGCGGCACCUACGACAUCAAGUCCAAGUUCACUGACGAUGACAAACACGACCAUCUCUCCUGGGAUUGGAGCCUCACUAUCAAGAAAGAGUGGAAAGACUGAUUCCCCAUCCUCCAUCACCGUCUUCCUCUGCUUUACCCCCCUUUCUUUCUUUUGCCGUCAUCCUGUUUUCUUCCGCCUGGAUUAUUUGUUGAUUCAAGCUUUUGCUCUCUCCGUCCAUUAACACCUGCCCCACCCCCCCAAAGUUAAAUUUCUCUUUUCUAAAUUCCAAUCACUUCAUCAUUCCUCCCAGUGUAAUUCUUCAUUGGUUUGCAGCCACCCUUUCUGUUAAGUACUAAAUCUUUCGAAAUGGAGAAAGCAAACAAUCCAGAUUUUGCAGUUAUGUUUUCUUUAUAAAAGAAAAAUAAGUUUAAAAAAAAAUAAUUGUUACCCACUCUUGGAAAAAAUAUGAAUUCUCUGAUUUCUUUGCUCAUCCCUGCUUCCUUGUCUUCUCCAUUUUUCUUUCUUAUCUGUUUUUCAGAUUAUUUUCUACUAUUACCGUGAUCUGCCUUUGAAAGCAUAUUACAGGGAGCAGAAAUGCUGUAUGUACGUGGCCACUGUACACUCACUGAGCAAUGUUUGCUGGACUCGACUCUUGGAUGCAGUCCUAAAGCCUUUGAGCAGAUUAUUCGUACCAGGGUCUUGGAAACGUAUUUAGAAUUUAGGCCUCUUUCAAAUGGUUUUACAUUUUGCAAAGUCUCUGCUGGGGGAACGGGGGAGAGUUUACCUGUACCCUUUUGCUUUAGGUCGUCUGUUCCCCACAUGAUCAGGGUAUGUUGGCAGUCAUGUUAGCAGCAGUGUGGCCUUAACAAGAAUCCCCAGGAAGAAAUAGAAAACCUAGUUGAGCCAUUUGCCUUCAGAUUAUCAUGUGAGCAUCAUGUGAGCCUGUUUUUAACGAUACUGUACUGAUAAUAAGAUAUGGGCAGGGAAACUUGUUAAUGCCUUUAUUUCCAGUUUGAUGAUUUGUAAAAGCCAUCACAUUUAGAUAGAUCUCAGCUCAAUUUAUAAACUUUGAUCAUUGACAAACCUUUAUAUCAGUCACAUUAGCUCAUUUAGGUCGUAUUAAAGGCUUUGUACCAGCCGGUCUCCUCUGUAGUAUCUGAGACCAUGUUGUUGGUGUUCCUGCGGCAUUACCUUAGUCCCUCCCGGAUCCAUCGCAGUAACUGUUAAACUGCUCACCUUCUCUAGUUCAAACACCAACGCUCGUUGCGCCUCCAGUCUUUUACGACCACACGCUGCUCCUGCUGACCUGGCGGCACUCGACACGUGCUCAACAUCAGUGAGGUGAAAUGUCGUCUGUAAUCGACUUCUGAACCAAGGUCAGAGACGUCUGUCCACAACCAGACACCCGUGGUUGCAGAUAGGUUUCCUCUCUUUUCAUUAUACACUUCAUGAGUAUGUGAGUGGUGUCUGUUUCCGCAGCCUCAUUCAGCUCAUGGGUCAUGGAUUGAUGCUCUUCUCUGUGGGUUGGGUCUGACUGUGUGGGCGCUGCUUGUAUUACCAUCAGUUGACUGAUCUCCUGUGUUCAAAUUAAAGUGUUCAGACUGGGA
Messenger RNA from Paralichthys olivaceus (Japanese flounder), 2216 nucleotides. RefSeq names its product Rho GDP dissociation inhibitor (GDI) alpha (gene arhgdia). Lineage: Eukaryota; Metazoa; Chordata; Actinopteri; Pleuronectiformes; Paralichthyidae. Gene Ontology annotation, molecular function: protein binding; Rho GDP-dissociation inhibitor activity. The record is from RefSeq and is a predicted model, not a curated record. Gene Ontology annotation, biological process: Rho protein signal transduction. Gene Ontology annotation, cellular component: cytosol; cytoplasm; membrane.